UACAUAAUCACGUGACUGGGUGUCUUCCGGGGUAUGUGCUGCGGCUUGUCCGCAGGUUAUGAGGAUGAUUUCAGGCAAUGGAACGAGGAAGAAAGUCUGCAGGCAGCAACUGCAAGUGAGCAGCGUUUCAUCUUGUGAUGCUGACGCAUCGACUGAGAUUAAAAGCCUAUUCAGUAAAUUUAGAACCUAUCUAAAGCCGUCCAAUGAGGAAUGGCACAGCCCUAGUGCCAAUGUCGCCCUCAGACCACACGCAAAAGUAGAAAACCGCCGCCUUCAGGCCCUUAAGGUGUCCCUCAAUGCUGUGAAGAACCAGCUCAGUGACAAGAACAUCGAAGUGUGGCAUAACCACACCAACUCCACCAACCGGGCUGGGAAGGUCAUCGCCACAGUGCGCUCUGCUGCCAACGCGGAAAUCUGCACUCAGGCAUGGUGUAAGUUCUAUGAGAUCCUGGGAACAUUUAAUCUUCUUUCUGAGGAGGCACUGCACUCUGGGGAGCUCAACACGGUUCACCUAUGCGAAGCUCCCGGGGCUUUUAUAAGCGCCUUGAACCACUACGUCAAAACCUGCGAACGCACGCGCUAUUGCGACUGGAGCUGGGCCGCCAACACGCUCAACCCGUACCAUGAGGCCAACGCGGGUGGCAUGACCAUCGCCGAUGAUCGGUUAAUCGCCAACACUCUGCCGUGGUGGUUUUUCGGGUCCGACAACACUGGCGACAUCAUGCUCCAAAAGCACCUACUGGAGCUGCAGACGUUUGUGGCAAACAUGCGGCGAGUGGAUCUGGUGACGGCGGACGGGAGCUUCGACUGUCAGGAGAACCCCGAUGAGCAGGAGGCGCUGGUGUCGCCGCUGCAUUAUUGCGAGGUGACGGCCGCGCUGCUGCUCCUCAGCCGUGGCGGCUCCUUCGUGCUCAAAAUGUUCACUCUGUACGAACACUCCUCUGUCUGUUUGCUCUACCUGCUCAACUGCUGCUUCCGUUCCGUGAGCGUCUUCAAACCAGCCACAAGCAAGGCGGGCAAUUCCGAGGUUUACGUCGUGUGCCUCCACUACGAUCACAAGGAGGCCGUGAGGCCUCUGCUCUCCAAGCUCAUCCGAAAUUACGGACCGCAUCUGGCGGAGAGAGAGGCGCUCUUCCCGGAAUCCUCCAUCCCGCCAUCGUUCCUCGCGCAGCAUGAAGAGAUGUGCACGUACUUUCAUACCCUGCAAGUUGAGACCAUCACAGAAAACUUAAGAUUGUUUGAAGGAAUGAGCACCGAGCAGAGGGAGAGGCUCGACUACAUAAGGGAUUGUGCCGCUCAGGAAUACUUGCAACGUUUCCAGGUGAAAUUCCUUCCCCGGAGUCGCUGGAUCUCCCGCAGCGCCAUCAGCCCCGCCUACUGCCACGGCUCAGCGGGCCGACCUCUGGGACCAAAGAAGCAAGCGGCAGGCUCCUUCAACGAGCGCAGGGAAUUGCAGACCCUCGGCUGGAAGGAGCGCGUCGAAAGAGGUUGCCAUGCCGACUGGAUACAGCGGCACUGCCGUGAGACGGAUGGGCCGGACUGCGUGCUGCGAGGACCCCUGUCCGGGUGUCACGUGGAUUCCUGGUACAUCGUCGUCGGCGCAGUACUGCCCGCGGUCAGAAACUCUGCGUUCUGUUCUAGAGUCUUGUUAAACUAUCUGACUGAAGCACAGCUGGCGUCAGCUGGGAGAGACUUAAAUCAAGUGCUUCCAUGUGACGCGUGCCACACGGUUAGCGCCGUGUCCAUCUUGUCAGACGUUGCGGGUCUUUGCACUGAUAAUAACGGGACGAAAACGAAAAGGCAGUGUAUGGUGUUCGGUAGCCGCUCGGAGUGGGACGCCAGUGGGAGCCAAAUCGAAGAGCUGCUUCUCACAUUUCCUUCAGAGAGUUCGUAUCCUCAAGGAGGCCACGGCGCGUUGCACGACGGAGCGCCGGCGUACCAGCAUCUGUUCGUCAGCCGUGUCGUGAUGUCCCUGCAGAGGCUGACCUCUGGAGAUGCCCUGUUGCUGCUUGUGCCAUCCGCGCUCACCCGUGUCUCGGCUGCGUCGGUGCUCUGCUUGCACGCUUGUUUUCGCUCAGUCAAGUUCAGGUGCCCGCCCCCGUCAGGCGGCGUCGGGGCAGUGCUCGUAUGUGCAGGAUUUUGCCCUUCAGCUGCGGCCCAAAUGCUGCCGGCUUUGACAGAAGUCCAAAACUGUAUUGGUGAAUUGCUGAAAGGCGAGGACUCGAGUCAACGCCAGCGAGCUUGUGAUAAACAGGUGCUCCAAUUUGUGCCCAUGGAGGAACUACUUAAUGGAAGCUUGACUGACUUCCUGUGGACCAUGAACUCUGAAAUCAUGCGACACACGCUGCAUUUGCUCAUGCAGACAUAGAACGGGCGCGACUAUACCAGUUAAUGCCUUAAGAAGCGUUAUUUUAUAUUCAUAUGGAUUAUUUUUAAAUUAAGUUUUUUGCAUCCUUGAGUAUUUUUGAGGGUGCUGUCAUAUGUGGAAAUAUACUGUAUUUGUGUUAUCAGAAGGCGGUUGAGUGGUUAGUGCGUCGACAUCACAGUGCAGACGUACCGGGUUCGAUUCCAGCUCUGGCCUUUCUUUGUAGAGUUUGCAUGUUCCCCAGUGCCUUUGUGGGUUUUCUCUGGGUUCUCCGGUUUCCUCCCACGUUCCAAAAACAUGCAUGACAGGUUAAUGGAAAUACUCUAAAUUGUCUCUGGGUGCGAGUCUGAGCGCGGAUGGUUGUCUAUCUCUGUGUGCCCUGCGAUUAGCUGGCACCCGGUUCAGGGUGUCCCCAGCGUACUGCCUGAAGAUAGCUGGGAUGGGCUCCAGCACCCCCCGCGACCCUUGUGAGGAUAAGCAGAUCAGAAAAUGGAUGGAUGGAUUUGUGUCAUCAGAUUCAGAAUCUGAUUUACUAAUACUGAGUGUUAUUACCCUCAAAACAUAAAGCAGUGUCUUUUUAGUUAAAAAAAAAAAUCAGCCUUGAGCUGUCGAUUCAACAUUCAUGUCAAAAUUCUGCAAAAUAUCACUUGUCGGUCACGAGAAAGAAGCCUGGCCAAAGCAAUCAUUGGAGCCGUCAUCCAGCGUAAGUCAACAAAGGAAGUUAAUAUGAUUGACUGGCUUUGGAACCUGCUGCCAUCGACUGCUUUGGUCUGGUGAAUCUCAAGUUAGGUUUUGAAGCUGAAUGUUGAAUUUGAUUGCAGCUGGAUUUUGAUUGUUUUUUUUCUCCCUCUUUGAGAUGAAAAGUGUUUAUAGAAUAUUUUGAUGGUAAUAAAAUUCAGUCUUAGUGAUUCAAAAUCUGUCGGCAUAGAUUUACUUAAAUAAUCACGUCACAUAUUACGCAGAAUGGGUCCCAAUUACCUGGAGCAAUGAACCUUAAAGCUCUGAAGUUUUUUUUUUUUUUUUGGGUCAUAUUUGCUGAGACUGUCAGUAUAAACCUGACAGUAGUACAUUUGUAAAAUACGAGAGGGGGGAAAAGAUCAUCCCACUGCGGCUCCAUCGUUUACCCUUAAAUUGAUUAUUAAGACACCACUGUGCCUGGGUAAGAGUAACCAAUCGGACAGAAAGCGUAACCGACAAGGUUACAUUCGUAGGUCUCUCAUUGGUCACUGACAAGCCACACCCCCUGCAGCCUUGUGCUGACAUGUUAGUUUGGGAUCAGUGAAGUGAGGUUUCAUUCAAAUCUUCCUAAGCGUUUUAAAACUGCAAAUUCCUUUACAUAGAACUGCAGAAGUUGUUCCUGCAUACGACUUUCUUUUUCUUUGAAGUUGUGGGCUUUUCUUCCUCUCUCUCAUUAUUUGCACUUUCCCCUCCAGCUCUUGAAAUGAAUUGUUUUUUUUUUUGAUUUUCUUGUUAGUUUCGUUUUUCCCCAUAUGUGACCUAGACGAGCGGUCAACAGAGCAGUUACCUUUUUCAGACUUUUUCUUUUUCUUCCACUCAUUUGUGGUUGGGAACGCUGUGACAAAUGAUUGACACCUCCUCAGUCAUGCCUUCUGUCUCUGAUAGGUUGUUUUUCCUCGGACAUGCUUGUUUCUUGCAUAUCAAAUUAGAGGCACAAAAUGGGGCCGUCAAAACCAAUUACUUUUUAUGGAUCAUAUUUAUCAUUCAUGAAUUACUUUCAAGUAAUAAUGACUGUUUUAACAAAUGUGACAAAAAUAAUUUAGAUGGUCUUCUGUGAUAGUUGGGGUGUCCCCCAAAGAUUUGACAUUGUUUGAAACUUUCGGGUAACUCUAUUUCAUCGGCAAACUCAGUUAAUUUAUUUUUAACCUACCUCUUUAAUGCAUUUUUGAAAUACUAUAUUCAUUUCUAAUAUAAAUUGUGAGAGAGCUGAGACGUCAAAGAACAAAUUGUUAAGCGUAAGAAGGCAGAAUGUUCGUUUGUCGUCAUGUUCUGUCGGAUUGUCACAGUCCAAAUUAAACUAUUCAUCUUGCCAUUGUAUGUUUAUUUUUUGUGGGUGGGAUAAACAACAACAAAAUGAAAACAUUUCGAAAAUAAACGGAUGUGGCUCUUGAGCCGAUCGUUAUCUACUACAACUCGGUGAAGAUCCUUUCAAUAUGCUUUUAAUUCAAAUGUGUCAAAAAAGGCUAUAAUGAUUUUCCUCAAAUUCUCAUCCUCAGAUGAUUCUCCAUUGUGAGACAAAAAGAGGAUUUCUGAUCUUAUCUCCUGCAAGCUUUUUUGCAACUGUCCUUGUCAGUUAUAGAUUACAAUGUAUAGCAGCAUAUUUAGCCGGCAAAUACCAGAAUUCAUGGACUCAAAUAACACAUGUCAUGUGGCCGCCAUCAAAAGCAGCAACAUCUUAUGUUUUGUUUUAUUCAUAAUUUGUAAGAGCUUCUCUAUGUCAAAAGCUAAAGGAUUAGACAUGCAUGCAUCAAAUUCUUUUGCAUCCGUACGGCACACAACUGAAAGUUGCUUUCAGUACAACUCAUGCAUAGCUGUAGUCACGAGGGGUUUUUAGGGGAGAUUUGAACAAACAAAAUGUCCCCGGUGCAGAGUGUCGAGCCUCCUGUCAGUCACAGAUGGUUAGUGAGCCACUAUGGCUUACCCUAGAGUGCUCGUCGUCUCCAGCAAAUGCAUUAUUUCGUCCCAGGACGCGGUGAUGCUUUUUUUUUGUCUUUUGGCCAUUGUUAUGGUUGGAUGCCGGGUUUACCAUUUUAUUUCUUCAUUUUCAGGAAAGUGAUGAAUAUAGCAUGGUUACUUUACACUGGAUAGGAAAGUCUACAUACCCGUUUUUGAAUUGCCAGGAUUGUGUGAUGUGGAAAAAAAAUCUUUUCAAUUAUAGGGACCCACAAGUUGCAGCUUGCAGGACCAAUAUGAAAAUGACUGAAAUAGUGUAUGCAGAUAAAAAUAAAUAAAUACAUAUAUAAAAUUUGGACAGAACCGAAAACCGUGAGUCAUUAUCUCGGAGUGUCUGUAGAAGAAAAAUCUACAGAUGAGGACCCGCGUGGCCGAAAGCUCUGGACCCAAAAUAGGAUAAACAAUGCAGCGAGCAGCAUGGAGGAAAAAGAGCAGAGACUAUAAGAUGGAAUGUAGGGAAGUUGAGAGCAGGUUAUUAGAUGCAUAUUGAUUCUGAACUGAACUCAAAAUACCUGGCACAGUUGUAGGCAUUUAUAUUGCGUUUUUGUCUUGUAUUGAUGGUUUCUAUAAUUGCGGCAGCAUAGUGCCAUCAAGAGGAGGAUUGAGAGUCUGGUCGGUCCCCACUGAAGAAAAUUACCAAAUGCACAGCUCGUCACUGUGUAAAAGUUUGAACACCACUAAGAAGAGACUUGGAAUAAUCCAGUCAGGAUUGACAAGGAUGGCAAAAACUACAGCGUGAGAGAUAAAAAAAAGUUCUAAGUAGAACCAUUUUUAAUCUUGGGAAGUUCCAGAAUGGAUGUUUUUAUGACAUUGAGUACAUGUAUUAAUUGUGACAUAAUGGCGCACGGUGCGGAGAACGCGCCACUGAGCAAUCGCGAGCCACCAUCCACUAUCUGUCACAGCAACACGAGGCACGCCAGCAAGUCCCUCUCUCCUCGUGCAGCUGUUGUCUGACAAAACGUUUUUGUUUCAUCAAAGAAAAAUGGAUCCUGUGAACAGAGCGAUGGGAGAUCAAUCUUCAUAUUAGGGGAGAAAGAUAUGAGGCCGGUGCCAUCUGGUUUAGGAGAUGCACACACUGCUUUUACAUUAAAAGCAGGGCUAUAAAUGAAAUGAACAGCUCUAUUUUAACUUGUUUUGAACACGACCGUAGAAUGGCUGCUGAGACAGCAGAGCUUUGCUGAGACAGCAGAGCUUCGCAGAUUUACCGUGCAGCUAACAUUUGUUUGUUCCAAGGGUCCUUUUACAGUUGUCAAAAGUGACUUUAAAGAUAUCUUUGAAUAUUCGCAUUUCUCAUUCAUCCAGGUCAUCGUAUUCUCAGGGUACUGAGUUGAAUAGGCCGCAUCGUGCUGUGAUAGUGUUUGACUGUGUUUUGGCUUAGGGCUUUGUUGUUGUCAUGCUGUCACCUUUAUUGUCUCAGAUAGGAUUGGGCAUGGCCUGAUGUCUCUCAAUAUACAAGAUGGAGUUGCUCAGUGACACGUCAGAAAGUUAAGCUUCCUUGAAUCCCUUCUACAUCCAGCCUUACUUUCGAUUCUUACUUUGUACAUUUAUAUACCGGCCCCGCUCUCUUUUAUUACUUUGUAUUUUUGUAUACAAAUGCCCAAUUCCAGUACCCUACGCUACAGUCCUCAUUGAAGUGUACACGUAGUGGAAGUGCACAUAGUGUUCCAGAGCGCAAAAGCAAGCGAAAGAAAAUUGCUGAAUUGUGACAGUGUGUGUGUCAUUAAUUUACACACAUUCAAGAUUUGAAGGUAAAAACUACUUUGUGUUGCUGCUAUAAAUGAUAGCUGAUGAACUCAGGUAUUUUCCAUAGUAUUGUGAGAAAUGUGAAAAUAGAAGGCACUAAAAAGCCUCUUUAAAAGCCAUAAUCCAAAGAAGCGGGAAUGGUGUGCUGCUGUAUCAUCAGUGGUUACACAGUCCUGCAUUUAAACCGAUAGAUAAUGUCACACACUCUUCUGUAUGUUAAUCCCUAAGACUCCGGUAUGAAAAAUAAGUACAGUAAAUAAGGCUCGUUCAAUACAAUUCAACCAAUCCCAAUAUUGUAUGCGUUUAUAAAGAGCAUCAUUCUUGGAAUCUCAAGGCUGUGGUUACAGCUUAAUGUAUGCAGUGGGGGAGACGGGGGACUGAAAAUCAUCAAUCUGUCAAUGUGACGGAUAUUUUCUGUUCAUAGACAGCAACAAGCAAUUAACCUCUGACACCUGACCUGAAUCGAAGAGUCAAUUGGUGGAAAUAUUGCAGUUAAGUGCCGUGUUUCCCCGACCAGGUUUGUGGCCUCUGUAUUAAAUCAUGUUGGAUGAUACCAGAUUGACGUCAACGUUUUCUGCGUCUGUCUUCAUAAAGCGCUAAUUGGUUGAACUCUCCUCGGGCCUUCUUACUUGGCACGACAAGGCGUGUCAUGAAAUUCAGGCAUUCGCUGGCCUCAUGGCUGACACUGACUAAAUAUAUGGCUCAGCUGUAAGAAUGAAUCCAACAAGGCUUUAAGCUAAUUGUAUAAGCUAUAUCAUAUGUUAUCUGUAUCAUGUCAUGGUCAUUUCGUCACAUCAUUGACCCCAAAACCAAACAAACUGAUUACAAUGAAUUUGAUGGAUAUCUUCAAUUAGUUCAUGAAUCAAUGACUUAUUUCACCUGAGACAUUUCAGACACCUUUUAUAGGAAUGCUUUGGGACAAGGCUCCUGAUUGUACUCCAGUCCACUAAACAAGGCCAAACAUGCCUAAUAGAAAACCGAUUCCAUUUGCUUUUGGUAUUCCUGCUAUACGAACGACCUAAUUUAUACAUUCAAACGACUUUAUCAAUACAGUCAAAUGACUUAGCAGUAUGUUCAAACAACUUAAGCAUCUUGUUCGAACGACUUUACAGAAGGUUCGAAUGACAGCCCAGUCAAAAAUGUUUAUUCCACAUUGGCAGUUCCGCACUUGUACCUACUUGUACUUUGAAUCUGUUUUGCAUUUUAUCUCAUGAAACCAUGACGGUGGAUGGUCUGUCCAACAGAGACUUCUCAACCAUGUUAUUCGCUGCCAAUGGUGUGGAAGUAAUAAAAGUGAGUUUUUGCUCAGUGGGACACAGAUCUGACAGUCAUCCGCAUAGCAGUGGAAAGAAAUACUGUGUUUCCUUAAGAUGGAACCCAAUGGGAGCAAAUACAGUGAGAGCAGCAGAGGCCCCAGAAUUGAGCCAUGUGGAACACCACAUGACAGUGGGGCAGUACGUGACUCAGAGCAGGCUAACAAAAAAGGUUCUGUCAGCUAAAUAAGACCUAAACCACGCAAGGCCGCUACCGCCAAUGCCCACCAAUUGCUGCAAACAAGUUAACAGAGUACUGUGAUCCACUGUAUCAAAUGCUGCAGUUAAAUCCAAUAAAACCAGACACACAUAGUCUCCAGUGUCAUUUGCCAGGAAGGUGUCAUUAGAAACGCGUAACAGUGAGUAACUUGUUGUAUUACUUUGUUACUGCCUAAACAUAUCUUACUGUAACACGUUACCCCAACACUGCUGGUAGGUUAGCCAAUGUAGUGCCGUGUCCAGUAAAUCUAUAGUAUGAACCAAAUAUAGGAAUGUACCGUAUGUCUGAAAUUACUUGUCUAUUUUUCCUCAGCGUGUCUAAUUGUCCUGCAGUGAGAAAAUGGGUGUUGAGCUUCGUCAUGUUUGUUUGGUCACAUGGUAGCUCAUUAGAUAGGCCCUGUAUUGGAUUUCUUUUCAUUUGUUUAAUUUAUAUCUCCAUUUGCAACACGGUGACUCAUUCCAUUGACAGCACUUUCUGUCGUCCACAUUACGAAGCAGGCAAAUCAAUAGCUGAUAGAGUAACUCUUUACAUCCGUAUUUUUCUCGCAUUCUCCUCGCAGGCAUGUCAAUGACCUCGCCUGAACCUCUAUAUUGAACUGAGGUGAUUGCAAGGACAGUGGUGGAUGAGAGACCACAAAUCAGGCUACCGCUUCGCUUGUUUUCGUCAUUCAAUUUUCGUAGCAUGCACUCACAUACAGUACACAGAAAGCACAUUUACUGGACUUUAUGUUUAUGUGCUUGUCAUCCCUCUGGCAUUUGUUUUGGGUGGAGCUUGGCAAACGUCAAUUAUUCAUCUUACUUCUUGGUAUUAGGUGCGCAGGUGUGUGGGAGUUGGGAGAUGCGACACCUUCCUGCAUACAAAUGUACCUUUCCCAUCUUCGGUUAGUUUAAAUACAAUAAUGUAGCAUGAAUUCCCGAUAUUUUUGUCCGAUUGGUUGUCAGAGAGGUGUUAACCUAACAACAUAUUGAAUGUUUUGACCCUAAUAUUCGUAUGCAAUCCAAAUCCCAACCAAUUUUAGUCAUGGUACAGAUCAGUAGUCAGUCACCAGCGCUUGUAAACAUUCUGAACAGGUCUGCUGUAUCUUUUAUUGCAAUGUGAAUGAUCAGUCAGCUUUACCACUCGUUACUCAAGAGCACAGCGAUCGGGCACACCCGACUGAGUCCAUGACCAGAAAAAGGGUAUUCCGAAAGUUUAUGGAAAAAGAUGACCAACUGAGAGGCGCCAGUUCAAUUGUUCUCUACCUUUUAGACUUCUAUCUGUUAUCUUGUUGCUGUACUGUGUGGUAGAAGCCCACAAUUGUUGCAUCAUGGCAGCAAAUACGGUAAUCACUUCUCCUCUCUGGUGACUUUACUAUGAGAGGCGAGGUUGUUUUUUCCACAUCAGAGAUGUGCACUCUGGAGUUUAAUAACGUAAUUGUUCCCUGCAGAGGGAAGGGCCGAAGGACAACGAUCCCUGCCUGCAUUCGGGGAAUCAUAUUGCUCGUGGGUGGUGAGCACAUUCGACUGUCUGCAAAAGCCCUUUGCAGAUCAUACUGUGUGUGGUUAUGUCUUGUGUGCAGGAUUAUGAUAGCGUUUUUUUUAACAGUUCAUGAGUGUAUUUUGGUCUAAAGUUUGUUUACAUUGGGUGAAAUUCCUGCGUUUUUGUUGAUAAUUAUUGAGUGACAUGGACGUAAUCGUGCUUUUUAAGAUUGCAGAAAGCACGGUUAUGUUACUUUUAUAACGUACAUCUUUGGACAUGAUUAUUGAUGUAUAUUGUGAGAUAUAAAUUAGGUUUGUUAAUUUGUAGGGAAAAAAUGAUUUCUUUCCUGUAAACAUAUAAAGGGAUCACUACAUGCAUGUUACACUGUCCAAUCUCUGUGUUAUCCCUUGCUCUUCCUCUUCAUAUAGUUAAGGCUUUGAAUCGUGUUUCCAUUAUUUGUAUGUGUAGUUGGCGACACGCUAUUGUAUUUAACACGGUAAAUUUGAAAGCAGAAGGGUGAAAACAGGACGUACAGUAUUUGAAGCUCAUACUCAUUUGUGAGAGAAUAUGAACGUGAAAGCCUAUCCCGUUCGGUGUUUUACGCGCACAGAAAGCAACGGCUGUCGGGCUAUUUUAUAACGUACACGAUCAUAAAGCGUCGCUGUAAUCAGUUCCGGCGGGAAAAAAACAAUGACAUAACUGGGAGAACGGAUUGGAAACUGUGUUUUGCUUUAUCAGUUUCCAGCAUUCUCCCUGAGUCCAACUACUUGUUAUCAGUCUGCAUUGUGUCGCCAAUGAAAUGGCUGAUUAGUGCAAUGAGGCAAUCUGUCACUCUCACUUACACAAAUGGUACACUCCCACUCUGAUUGCUGCUCCAGCGCAUUAAUGCCGGAGCAAAUGUCUCUGGCACUCAAGCCCACAAAGCCUAAUUUGAUCUGCGUGCACACUUCCACACAAAUAAACCCACUCUGGGAUUUUCAUUCUACCCAACAAUAUGCACAUUGGGGGUAUUUAUUGCCUAUCUGAGCAUAUAAUUAUGCAAUUUUAGAUGGUGUGCACCAGAAAAAGAUGACUGUGGUGUAUGUGUUUGUUAUUGUGUGAUGCUUCUCAGCCGACUUUCCUCAUUAUCUGCGUGAUGAGACUAGUAUGAAGAAGAAGUGAAAGGAGGGAUUUAAAGGCCUCCUGGUAAUUAGCGAACGCAUUAAUUUGAACUACUCUGGAGUUAAAAGAUGUCCGGCGGAUGAGACAAACAAUCCCUUGGGUCACAUCCUGGCUUGAUUGGACGUCCUCCUGGCCAUCCAGAAGACGGAUUGCCUGCUGGAUUGAAUGUGCCUUUAUGGGCCCUGAACAUGAAUGUUUUAAGGCAGCGGCAUGUUUGUAAGUGCUCGGCGCCUGAAACUUGUUUCUUGCACAUCUGUUUUGUGUGAUGCUCUCUAGUAACCGUUUGUUUCGGACGUUUCCCUGACACUUGAUUGAUUAAGGUCACUAAACAUUGGUGUUACUUUUG
Molecule: messenger RNA, 11297 nt
Organism: Hippocampus zosterae (dwarf seahorse)
Lineage: Eukaryota; Metazoa; Chordata; Actinopteri; Syngnathiformes; Syngnathidae
Gene: cmtr2
Product: cap methyltransferase 2
Exons: 3
Coding region: 59-2368 (769 amino acids)
Biological process (GO): 7-methylguanosine mRNA capping
Cellular component (GO): cytoplasm; nucleus
Molecular function (GO): methyltransferase cap1 activity
Source: RefSeq, a predicted model, not a curated record